UUGGAAACAGUUAAUCGCUUCUAGUAAGUGCCAUCAUAUUUAAACCCACAGAGGCGCUAUGCUCAUAACAAAAGUCACGCACGAAUUGCCGCCUUACCGAAGGCCUGACAGAGACGUUGUCGCCAAUGUUAAGAGAAGGGAUGGCAACAAGUGUUGCAUCACUGGCCUGAAAAGCUCCUUUAUUGAUCCGCUGGUCGUUGCUCCUAUACUUCCAAUGGCCAAGGCAGUCGAUCAAUCUUUGCAUAAAAUGCUUGGCAUCUUCAUCGGUCCCGGAAUGCAGCAGCGAAUACUCAAUGACGCUUCUCUGAAUGAUCACCGGAAUCAUUGGCUUGUCCGCAAAUCUGCGGCGAUAGCGUUGUCGCAAGGGUUUUUUCAGUUCAUAUUCAGCAAAAGCUCCGAGUAUCGUGUAGCUACAGUUAGAAUUGGAGGUCCACUAUGGCCUUCCAUUCUAGACAAGACGCCACUGCUUCGGCGUGGCUUUUUCACAGACCACUCAGCUUCUAACAUAGAUACUCCGGAUAUUUCAUUAUUGCAAAUCGUAUCGCAAUUUGCAAAACCCGUACGGUGGACCUUGGUUGCUCGAGAGAUCUCGGGUAAACAGCCACAACCAGCUAGCAAUAUGCUAUCCUCCACAAUUUGGCGACUUCUCUCAGAGUAUGCCGCUAUGCUUUUCAUAACGGUGCGCUACCUGGUACCAGCCAACCUCCGCAUACAAGUCCACCGCUGCUUGGGGUUCAUAGGAGCACACCUGUACGGGUCAUCCUCCAGCUUGAAGGUUCAAAAACUUCCGUUCGGCAUAUAUCUUAAAACAGCGAGCGCAGAAGAGCACAAUGGGUUAGCUAAUGAGUACGGCGCUUUGCAGCUCGUGCGACGCCGUAGCCGUAUACCUGUCCCCCGCCCAUUAGACUUUGUAUCAAGCACAGACAUGUCUUACCUACUAACUUUCCGAGUUCUAGGCCUCCCUCUAGGGAUGUGCAUUGAUACACUCAGUGAGGAUGAGGUACAUACGCUGGUUUAUGACUUGCGGGGAUGUCUGGGGGAGCUGCGGGCAAUACCAAAGGAAGUCACCCCAAAUUAUGCCAUCUGUAAUUCCCUCGGUGAGCCGUGUUAUGAUUACCGAAUUAUCGCGGGUUUAGACUAUGACGAGCAGCGGGGAGAUUUCAUUGGACCAUUUAUGGACGAAGAGGAGUUUAACAGGACCCUCCAGGUUGGCGCAUUGCCUGGUGUUUCUCACUGCAGCGGGCAUAAAAUUGUCUUCACACACGCAGAUUUGAAUAUGCGAAACGUCCUUAUGCAUAACGGCAGGCUUUCAGGGAUUGUGGACUGGGAGAACUCUGGGUGGUUUCCGGAGUAUUGGGAUUAUACCAAGGCGCAUUAUAUCACGAAGCUCCAGAAGCGGUGGUUGAAGAUCAUCGACGAAGUCUUUAAACAGUUUGGGGAUUUUCAGAAUGAACUAGCAACCGAACGCCAGCUCUGGGAGUACUGUUUCUAGGUUCUUAUGGCUAAUGCUCUUAUAUUUUAGGCUUUUAAUAUCCUUCAGAUAAAGGUAUAGCUGAAAACAGAGCAGGUUUGUCACUUGAGUAUAUGGACGGUAGUUUUCUCGCGAUCAGGGUGCCAAGUUCCAUAACCUUGACCCGAUAUCCUUGGAAUAGCACCUUCCGUUGUAUUUUGUCACACGGACAGUCCUAUGAGACCUAGGGACCCGAAGAUAACCAACGCUACCCCUGGCAGAAAGUGAGGCUAUAAGCGAUU
Messenger RNA from Xylaria bambusicola, 1752 nucleotides. Its product is annotated as kinase-like domain-containing protein. The record is from RefSeq and is a predicted model, not a curated record. Bases 59 to 1492 code for a protein of 477 amino acids. NCBI's taxonomy places the organism in Eukaryota, Fungi, Ascomycota, Sordariomycetes, Xylariales, Xylariaceae. The transcript has 3 exons.